AUGAAGCCAUGCGCCGCAAACUCGCCGCCGUUGACGCCGUUAGGAUUUCUGGAGAGAGCCGCCACCGUGUACGGUGACUGUACGUCCAUCGUUUACGGAAGUAACACCGUUUACACAUGGAAGGAAACAAACCUCCGUUGCCUCCGCGUAGCGUCGUCUCUGUCUUCAAUCGGAAUCGGCAGGUUCGACGUCGUCUCCGUCCUCUCUCCAAAUACUCCGGCGAUGUAUGAGCUCCAGUUCGCCGUUCCCAUGUCCGGCGCAAUCCUCAACAACAUCAACACGCGUCUCGACGCGCGCACCGUCUCUGUUCUUCUCCGCCACUGCGGAUCUAAGCUUCUCUUCGUCGACGUCUUCUCUUGCGAACUCGCCGUCGAAGCGAUCUCGAUGUUGACUGAUCCGCCGAUUCUAGUCUUCAUCGCCGACAAAGUAGAGGAAGGAGGAGUUGCUGAAGUGGCCGAUCGCACAGAGAAAUUCAGUUACUCUUACGAUGAUCUUAUCGAGAGAGGCGAUCCGACUUUUAAAUGGAUCCGACCCGAAAGCGAAUGGGACCCGAUUGUGCUCAAUUAUACUUCCGGUACAACUUCAGCUCCUAAAGGAGUGGUACACUGCCACAGAGGGAUUUUUGUAAUGUCGCUUGAUUCUCUGAUCGAUUGGACCGUACCGAAAAAUCCGGUUUACUUAUGGACCCUACCGAUAUUCCACGCCAACGGUUGGAGUUAUCCAUGGGGAAUCGCCGCCGUCGGAGGAACAAACGUCUGCUUGCGUAAGUUCGACGCGCCGCUCAUCUACCGUUUGAUCCGUGAUCAUGGCGUCACACACAUCGUGGAGGUUGAAGCGGUUCUGUACACGAAUCCAGCGGUGAGUGAAGUGGCGGUGGUGGCGAGACCAGACGAGUUCUGGGGAGAGACGCCGUGCGCGUUUGUGAGUCUGAAACCAGGGUUGAGUCGGAAACCGACGGAGGAGGAGAUGAUAGAGUACUGCAGGAAGAAGAUGCCAAGGUAUAUGGUGCCUAAAACGGUGUCGUUUAGGGAUGAGUUGCCUAAGACUUCGACGGGGAAGGUUAUGAAGUUCGUGCUUAGGGAGGUUGCGAAGAAGAUGGGUUCGACGAGGUUGAGUCGAAUCUACGUAGGUGAUGGGGAAGUCAUACAUUUCACCUGUGGAGGUGGUCGAGAAGCCGGAACUGGAACAUUCUUGGACGAUAUUAUCGUUAGUUCAGUUCCGCGUCACGGGGGUGAGAAUCCAUGUCCUAUUUGCGGAGACCAAUCGAAACUGGAGGGUGUAAUCUCUUCUUGCCUUGACUGCUUUCUUGCCGGAGGAAACCUCUAUCUCUUCGAGUACGGUGUCUCUAAGGCUGUCUUUAUGGCCAUACCACGAGGAGGUAGCUGCACAACAGCGACUUCAGAUCCUUGUGACGAAGCCAUUUUCCGUGCGAGGUACCUCUUGUCGCGCAAAGGGUUUGGUGACUAUAAUCUCUUGAAUAACAACUGUGAGGAUUUCGCCAUCUAUUGCAAAACUGGUUUGAUUGUCUUGUCGAAGCUGGGAAGCAGUGGUCAAGCCAAUUCUGUGAAGGCCGCACGUAGCGUUUUCUCUUGGUCGAUCACAGGGGUGGUCAAGAGUGUCUCGGUUGGUUCUGCUGCAAAAUAUGUUCUCUCUGGAUUUGGCGGUGUUGGUGCUAUGGCCCUGGUGGGUUAUUGUGACUACUGUGUUGGUCGUUUGAAUUUCGACAUUGGUGUGAGAAGCGAUGCUACCAAAAUUCCUGUGGAAGAGCUCGUUGCGGUUUUAGCAAUUAUGGAAGGCAGCCAGGACAACAAGAACAACAACAAGUGUAGUUAG
Thlaspi arvense is the source of this 1833-nucleotide messenger RNA. The record is from the annotation of a GenBank genome assembly. NCBI's taxonomy places the organism in Eukaryota, Viridiplantae, Streptophyta, Magnoliopsida, Brassicales, Brassicaceae.